Molecule: messenger RNA, 2594 nt
Organism: Corvus hawaiiensis (hawaiian crow)
Lineage: Eukaryota; Metazoa; Chordata; Aves; Passeriformes; Corvidae
Gene: IBA57
Product: iron-sulfur cluster assembly factor IBA57
Exons: 3
Coding region: 66-1052 (328 amino acids)
Cellular component (GO): mitochondrial matrix
Molecular function (GO): protein binding
Source: RefSeq, a predicted model, not a curated record
GGACACACACAAGAUGGCGGCGGCGGCGGGCGGCGGCGGCGGCGGGACCCUCUGACGGCGCCGCCAUGUUGGUGAGGGCAAUAACGGCGCCCGGGCUGCGCCGGUGGUGCCGGGGCCGGCGGGGCGCGGCCGUCGCCUGUUUUCCGCUGGGCCGGGCGCUACUGGGUGUGCGGGGCGCCGAGGCCGCCGUGUUCCUGCAGGGGCUGCUCACCAAUGACGUCACGCAGUUGGUGGCGGCGGGCGACGGCCCCCCUGCGCUCUACGCGCACGCGCUGAACGUGCAGGGCCGCUGCCUCUAUGACGUCAUCCUGUACAGGCUCCAUGGGAGCACAGCAGAGGAGCCUCACAUCCUGCUGGAGUGCGACAGCAGCGUGCUGGAUUCCAUCCAGAAACACCUGAAACUCUACAAGAUCCGCAGGAAAGUCACCAUCACCCCCUGCCCUGACCUCUCCCUGUGGGCUGUCAUCCCUGGGGAACAGCCUGGGGACGCCAGUUCCCUCCCAAAAUCUGCAGACCAGGCUCUGCUCUUAACUCCUGACCCCAGGGCAGAAGUCAUGGGCUGGAGAUUGAUUGCAAAGAAAGGAGCAAACCUGUCGGAGAUUAUCCCUGGGAGUCAAGUUGGAGACGUUCAGGAUUACCACAGGCACAGGUAUAAACAAGGAAUUCCCGAAGGUGUGAAAGAUCUCCCCCCUGGAGUCGCCCUCCCGCUGGAAUCCAACCUGGCCUUCAUGAACGGCAUCAGCUUCACCAAAGGCUGCUACAUCGGGCAGGAGCUGACAGCCCGGACCCACCACAUGGGCGUGAUCCGCAAGCGCCUGCUGCCCGUCCGCUUCCCAGCGCCCCUUCCCAGCCCUGGCAUUCCCGAGGGCGCAGAGAUCCUCACCGAGUCGGGAAAGCCGGCCGGGAAGUUCCGUGCCGGAGGAGGAGAGCUCGGCAUAGCCCUGCUGAGGUUGGCUCAUGUGAACGAGCCGCUCUGCAUAAACCUGGGAGGGGACAGAGUGAAGCUCAGCGCGACCACACCCGAGUGGUGGCCGAAAGCUGCUGCCAAAUAGAUGAGGAAGCACCGCUUGCCUUAGGGAGAGUCUGGUUUGUGUGGGGAAUUUGGGAAUGCUGCUGUUUGGGGUGGUUGAUGGGGGGCUCUUCCAGGAUUCCUCAAAUCGGGACUAAACAGCAGGACCCCAAAGCUGUGGCAGCCACUGGGUUGGAUCAUCCACUGAGUGCUGUGGAGAGACAAAUCCAGGGAAUUGCACCUUUUCCUGAGGGUAAUCCCCACUUUUUUAGGGGUGCUGUAUUUAGGGGGUGCGCUGUGUUGUUGGGUUGGACUCUGGAUGGAUUUCCAGGCUGACACUCACUCCCUCAGACUGUGCUCCGUGUGUGUUCCAGCUGAAGCAGUGGGAGCAGGAGUUUCCCUGUUCCAUGCACUGAAUUUUUCAGUUCAGAAUAACCAUUCUGUGGUAUUAUAAUUUUUUUUUUUUUUUUUUGAGUGGAGAUCGUGCUGCUUUUAUUAAGAUGUAUUCUCAGGCUGAAGUUUUUUUGCUGCAAAUUGCUCCUUGCAUUGAGCUUCUUAAACUUGCUGACGGGGCUGGCAUUUCUUCCCACCCUGGAAUUGUGUUCAGGAAGAGGAACACUUUGUGCUUCACGUGCCAGACCUUGAUUUUAACUCAUCCCAGCUGGGAAAGGUCUCAAACCUCCUGGUCCUGUCUCCUGGUUCGGUGCCAGUGGAGGGAGCACAGCCGGUUCCUCUGACUCCCAUCACUCAAACCGUUUUUUGGGAGAGGAAAGGGAUAUUUUCCAGCACUAACUUGUGCUGGUGUGUGCCCUGGGGUGUGUUUAUGGCAGAAUAAUCUCUUCCUAGAUCUGUGUGCCCUCCAGUUGCCAACAGCAGUUGAGGGGUGGAUUUUUUUGGCAUCCCCAUCUUUGCUCUGGCAUCUUGUAGAAAAAUAGAAAUCCUCACUUUCCUUUGGCAGGGGUUCCCUCACUCCCUCCCCACAGCCAGGGAAGGGACAGGGUGUCCCCACCUCCCUGGAGAAGGGGUCAGUGCCACAUGUGCUGGCUUAGCCUGGGCUUCCUGAGGGAGGAUUUUCACCACGUUCUGGCUCUUCACCUCCACGCUCUCUGUGCUCCUGGCACCGUGUCCCUGCUGCCACCUGCAGCUGGGCUUUUCUCCAUCCACCACCCCUGAGGCUUUUCAGAGCAGCCCAAUCAAUGCCUUGGCAUUUCUUUGCUUCUUUUUCUUUCUGGCAGCCAACACUCCUCUGCUUCCCCAUUUUUUUUUCCCCCUUCUGCAACAUAUUCCUCUCUGCUUCCAAAGCCAACCAGCUCCGUGCCUCCUGACCCUGUCAACCUGCAGUGAUUUAUAGGAGCCCUUUUUAUUUUUGUAUUGCAAUAAAUCCAUUACACAAAGGCACGAUGAGAGAGGUGCCCAGGUGAGAUCCCAUUUUGACCACAAAAAAAAAAAAAAAAAGCUCUUGCAUGAAUAUUUGUAACAAAACCCGUCCAAAAUCACAUUCUGCCUCUGUUUCAGUGUUACUGUGAAAGGAAUUUAUCUGUAAAAAAAUGCUUAUAUUGAUUAAAACUCUAUGUUUGCUGUAAAA